Messenger RNA from Metopolophium dirhodum (rose-grain aphid), 450 nucleotides. RefSeq lists its product as uncharacterized. The record is from RefSeq and is a predicted model, not a curated record. Gene Ontology annotation, molecular function: hormone activity. NCBI's taxonomy places the organism in Eukaryota, Metazoa, Arthropoda, Insecta, Hemiptera, Aphididae. Gene Ontology annotation, cellular component: extracellular region. Bases 1 to 384 code for a protein of 127 amino acids. The transcript is spliced from 4 exons.
AUGAAGUUCAUUUUGAUUUUAUUUUCUAUUUUAUUGACUCUGUGCAUCGACUUGAUUCUGGGGUCUCCCACCGAUUAUGAUCUGUACUGGGAUAUUGAAACGCGGUUUUGUGGACCUUGGCUCGCAGUUGAGAUGUCAUUAGUUUGUCAAGGCCGCUACAACGAUGAUGAACGUAGUCGAAGACCCAAAAAUAAAAGAGGGAUAGUAGAUGAGUGUUGCACAAUCCCGUGCACUAGAAGAUACCUAAAAAUUAACUAUUGCGGUCCUGAACCGGAAAUGUCAAAUACAACACAAGAUAUGGAAAAAAUGGUCUAUGUUAAUUAUCAUGCUUAUUAUUUGGAUCUAAUUCAGAUAGUAUUACAAGAACCACAAACAGAUGAGUAACCAGUACACCAAGUGACUGUCAACAUAGUAUUGCAGCUUCAACAUUCUUCAAUCAUAUUUAAUGAU